Messenger RNA from Pelobates fuscus (common spadefoot toad), 2064 nucleotides. It is a transcript of the gene MGAT2, whose product is annotated as alpha-1,6-mannosyl-glycoprotein 2-beta-N-acetylglucosaminyltransferase. Gene Ontology annotation, cellular component: Golgi membrane; Golgi stack. The coding region runs from base 500 to 1804 and encodes 434 amino acids. Gene Ontology annotation, biological process: protein N-linked glycosylation; oligosaccharide biosynthetic process. NCBI's taxonomy places the organism in Eukaryota, Metazoa, Chordata, Amphibia, Anura, Pelobatidae. The transcript has 2 exons. Gene Ontology annotation, molecular function: alpha-1,6-mannosylglycoprotein 2-beta-N-acetylglucosaminyltransferase activity. The record is from RefSeq and is a predicted model, not a curated record.
CCAAUGUUCAAAAUCCGCCCGGCGCUGGUCACGCGGGUUCUUAUCUUUUUAACCCCUAAGAGGCUGCGGCCGGCGGCUGCUGGUCCGCAGCGCUACGUCACCAGAGGCGACAGCCAAUCGCUGAGAAAGAGGGCGUGGCCCCGCGGGAGCAGCGAGGUGAGGUGGAGGAGUUUCACAGUGAAGGCUAGCUGGGGGAAAUCGAGCUGAAUCAGGGUCAUAGCUACAGGGGCAUCUUUCCUGUGUUCCAUAGAUGUUUCAUGGAGCCUGUCCCCAGGAAGUAAUCGGUCAAUGUUUACCAGACUUCGAGAGAAACAUGGUAUAUAUAAUCGGCAACUUAGAGAUGCUGCCCUCAUGCCCAUUAAAUGGGAGGAUGAGUUAGCACCAGAGCAUGUUUUUUUUUUUUUAUUGCUCAUUUGUGGGCUUUGAUCAUUAUAUCGCAGGCAGGCCUUGAGUGUGUUGCCACCCACCCUCGCUCUUAUUGCUGCCGAUCACCUGUAACAUGAGGUGCAGAAUUUACAAAAGGAAAGUGAUCAUCCUCACUUUGGUAGUGGCUGCCUGUGGCCUAGCAUUGUGGAACAAUGGUAGGCAAAAGAGAAAUGAUUUUGUGCAAGAGGUUGAUAUUGAGAAACAACAGAGCAAGGUCCAUGUGUCUCCUGGAGUUAGGAAACUAUCCAAUGAAUCCCUACCAGAAAAGUUACAAAGGCCAGAGGUUGAUAACUUAACAUUAGUGUACAGAUCACUGGUUUUCCAGUUAGACUUUGAUCAGAGCAUAAAAAAUUUGGAAAAAAUAACAAUCAGGCCACAAGAUGAUGUGGUUGUGGUGGUGCAGGUCCACAAUCGCCCUGAUUACUUGAGGUACCUUUUGGAGUCCCUUCGAAGUGCAAAGGGGAUUGAAAAUGUGUUGCUGAUAUUUAGCCAUGAUUACUGGUCUCCAGAAAUAAAUCAGAUUAUUUCAUCUGUGGAUUUUUGUCAAGUACUGCAAAUAUUUUUUCCAUUCAGUAUUCAGCUAUAUCCCAACGAAUUUCCCGGACAUGACCCCAAGGAUUGCCCAAGAGACAUCGACAAAAAAGAUGCAGUUAAACUUGGCUGUAUCAAUGCAGAAUACCCAGAUUCUUUUGGGCAUUACAGAGAAGCCAAAUUCUCUCAAACUAAACAUCACUGGUGGUGGAAACUGCACUUUGUGUGGGAGAAAGUCAAAGUCUUAAAAGAUCACAAAGGUUUAGUUUUGUUCAUUGAAGAAGACCAUUAUAUGGCUCCAGAUUUCUACCAUGUUCUUAAAAAGAUGUGGGACAGAAAAAAAGAAGAGUGCCCUGACUGUGAUGUGUUGAGCCUUGGAACAUAUGCUCGUCCCCAGACCUUCGCAGACAAAGCCGAUAAAGUGGAGGUGAAAACUUGGAAAUCCACAGAACAUAAUAUGGGCAUGGCAAUUAACUGGGACACCUAUCAGAAACUUAUUCAAUGUACUGAUACCUUCUGCACUUAUGAUGAUUAUAACUGGGAUUGGACACUCCAGCAUUUGACUGUUACUUGUCUUCCUAAAUUCUGGAAAGUGAUGGUCUCUGAAGUUCCCAGAAUCUAUCAUACUGGAAAUUGUGGUAUGCACCAUAAGAAAUCCUGCAAGCCAUCUACAGAAAUUGCCAAAAUUGAUGCUUUGUUUUCAAGCAACCUGCAUUUUAUGUUUCCUGAGAGCAUAGGAAUUAGCAGACGUCACUCAAUGGCCGCUUUAUCUCCUCACGUGAAAAAUGGUGGAUGGGGCGAUAUUAGAGACCAUGAAUUGUGUAAGACCUAUCGCAGAUUGCAGUGAGCCCACUGCCUUUAAGCCUUUUAAAAUUUGUAUUGCAUAAUUAUUUGCCGUAUAUAACCGAAUAUCGAGGGGGGUUGGGGUUAUGAAUUUACUCUCUGCUCUGAAAAAUUGUUCUUGUUAAAGUCUUAAUUGUUGUCUAUAAUUUUUAUGUGUGAAUGGAUUGGGGGAAAGAACGAUUAUUAUUUCUUACUAAUUAUAAUGUCAAACAUGCAUUACAUUUACUGAAUACCUUUUGAAAAUAAAUUAUCUAAUUAAGUGAC